AGGUCUUAAUUGCAUGAUAAAGAUGAAACACAUGUUGUAAAGCAUUGAAAAGAGGAUCUGUCUGUAACAUUAUGUUUCUAAACAAUGUAGAUAGUUUCCUACAGUUUUUCCCUAAAUGUGUCUCUUCCUAUCAAAAUGUAACACAUAGUCCUUCGUAAGAUCUUUGCAGCAGUAGAAGAGGCCCAGAACCAGUGCCUAUUUACAGAAGUACAUAACACCACAGGACUGCCAAUAUCCACUGUCUGAAAUGUAAGCAGAUGUAAAAACUCUGUGAAAUACCAAGAAUUACAGUAUUCUGAACAAUGUACGAGUUCCUGUAAACGUUAUCUUUAUUUAAAUUCCCUUGACUUGCAAUUCAUAUUAAAUUCAUUUUAUAAUUCUAAUAUUUUUGGUAGAAAGUAAAUGGAACAGCGUAUUACAUGUUUUCCUUACUUUCUGCUUUUGUGAGUAAGUUAGACUUUGCAAUGACACAAAAAUUAGCCCAUUUUUUUUUUACACACAAAUGUACCCAAAUACUUCCAUUGAUAAAGCAUUUACAGACCCAGAGGGGGGUAGGUAUAGGGUUACUGAACAGUUGCUAAGGAGCUAGCAAGCCCAUGAUGCAUUUUACCACAAUACUGUGUAUAUCCCUAUCUGUCCCACAGCUGAAAACUAUUAGGCACAGCAACAACUUCCUUGCCUCACAGUUUGAUUCUAUUUGAAAGCAAGCAAGUGGAACUGCUGCAGAUCAAAGAAGCUUGCAACACAGACACACACUUUUCCAACAUGAAUCGUGCUUUUAGCCGGAAAAAAGAUAAAACAUGGAUGCAUACUCCCGAAGCUUUGGCGAAACUCUAUAUAUCUUACAAUGCAAAGUUUCUUGGAAAUGUAGAAGUUGAUCAACCAAAAGGUACAGAAAUCGUGAGGGAUGCUGUUCGAAAAUUAAAGUUUGCAAGACAUAUAAAGAAAUCCGAAGGGCAGAAAACGCCUAAAGUGGAAUUACAAAUCUCGAUCUAUGGCGUGAAAAUUCUAGAUCCCAAAACGAAAGAAGUGCAGCACAGUUGCCAGUUGCAUCGGAUAUCAUUCUGUGCAGAUGAUAAGACGGACAAGAGAAUAUUCACAUUUAUUUGCAAAGAUGCAGAGUCUAAUAAACAUCUGUGUUUUGUAUUUGAUAGUGAAAAAUGUGCUGAAGAGAUUACUCUAACAAUUGGUCAAGCAUUUGACCUGGCUUACAAGAAGUUUCUGGAAUCUGGAGGAAAAGAUGUGGAAACAAGAAAACAAAUAGGAAGCCUUCAGAAAAGAAUUCAAGAAUUGGAGACUGAAAAUACAGAACUAAAAAAUCAAGUGCAAGAUAUGCAGGAACAAUUAAUGCUCACUCAAGUUUGCCCGUUGCUGCAUAUACAUUCUGCUAACCAACAACAUGUGCUUGAAAGACCUUCGUCUCUCUUCUGGUGUCAUAAUAUGACGUCCGCUUCUUAUUUAGAAAUCUCUUCCAUUACACUUACUCCAAUGAGCUCUCCUGAAUCCAACUUAUCCAUUGGGCUACUGACUCCACCUCCCUCUAAAAGCACUCUACUAAAAGCUGUCAAUGGAUACAGUAUUCCGAGGCCUCGUGCAGGCAGCGUGACAGUUAGAUCUCCAUCUACAGACGUCUUUGACAUGGUUCCAUUCUCACCAGCCUCGCCUGCAUCACCACUAACAGCAAGCAAUGGCACGCAGCCACCUGCUCUCCCAAAAAUAUCUAAUGAAACCGAAAAAGAUCUUUUUGGCGCUGAACCGUUUGACCCCUUUAUCUGUGGGGAAUCAGACUUUCCACCAGGCAUCCAGUCCAAGCUGGAUGAAAUGCAGGAGGGGUUCACAAUGGGACUAACACUGGAAGGCACUGUGUUUUCUCUUGACCCCCUAGACAGUCGCUGCUGAUGCCAAGUAGACAUUUUUGUUAUAGUCAUCUUUCAAAAUGUUUUAUUUUUUGUAAGUGCCAAAUUUGAUCUGGAGUUUAGAUGCAAGGAUGUGCAUCUUUUAAAUAAAAUAAUCUGUGUCAAACACUGCACCUUCAAAUGUGUACUGUAACAGUGUCUCACAAAAUGUUUUAGUGUAGUCACUACUUUCAAGGAUUGAGCAAGCUGUACAUUUGUUGCUCACAGUAAAGGUCACCUCUGUAAUUAAUUUAAUAGGGAGGAUACACUGGUUUCUUACUGUGAAUGUACAGACAUCUUGAGGAUUGUUCCACCAUAAACAUGACUAGUCUGACCAAACUCAGAGCUUUAAUUAUGUACAGUAAAUGCCUUAUGAUAACAAAAGGAACUUAAGAGUUAACAGUUUAGUUUUUCUUUUACUGCUACUGUCUUUCUGUUGCCAUGUGUUCAGCUUGCUCCUAAUCAUCAUAUUUACAUAACUUUAAGAAAUUAUCAUUUAAAAAAAAAAAAAAAAUUAAAAUGGGGGUCGGGGGGGGAUUUUUUGAGAGUUUAUUUACAUUCUCCUAGGUUAAGUGGUAUGAAUGAUGAGAAUAUAGUUUUCAUUAAUUGCCAGCUCGAUUUAAUUAACCAUAAACUAAUCUUUAAAUCUUUGUGAAAAAGGGACAGUGUUGCUAUAAGGUUGGUUUGAUUGUAUGUUGUCAGGAGGGUGUUCUAUUACUGAAGGUUUUCCACAUCAAUGUUUUGAUGAAUUGUAAAUGUCUGUUGCUUUUUUUUUUUUACUUUUCAUAUUAUACUUGGUCUGAGUACCGUCUCACACCAGAAAGCACUUUUUUAAAUCUUAUGUAUACAAAAAGUGCACUCAUCCUUUUGUAGAAUAUUGUGCCAAAGUCGCUACAAGAAACCUUAACACUCCAUAGUAUAGUUUGGUAUUCUUGAAAUGUGUCUACCUACAUACUGUAUAAAAAGCAGUUUUCGUUUUUUUUUUUUUUUUUUUUUCAAAAAAAAGCAUUCUUCAAACUUGUCAACUGCUCAAUAUCCAAAAGAAUGAAAAAUAUGUAUUUUUAUUUCAUAAUUUAGAAAAACACAGCUGUCACUGUAGCCCACUGUGGUACCAUAAAGAAAACCCAUUCUUUGGCCUUGCAUGAACUGCAGUUCAGUUUAAAAUGUAUGCAUUUACAGGAAAGACUGGGCGUUAAUGUUUGAUGCACUAAUUUGUAUUUUUUUUAAUACCACCACUGUUAAUUUAGCACUAUUUAUAAAUUCUGACUGGAUUGAGGUCAUCUGAAUGUUUCUGUCUAAAGUAAUGAUAAUUUCUACUUAUAAAAGCAAAAUUUAUAUAUGAUGGCGGUAUCAGACCAUUAAGUACAGACGCAUAUGUUAAUGGAAAAGAGAAACUGAAUAGCACACCUGUAUAAAACUACACCGAUCUGGACCUUAGACCCAGGUUUGCGCUGACCGCAGUCAAGUUCUUGAGAAUCCCAAAUAGUAUGUGACCUCUAAUAUUGCCACCACAAAGCUUAGUUAAAUAUUCAAUAGAAACCAGAGACAUUUCAACAUUUUAGCAUAUGUUAUUGAAUGUACCUUAUGUUACCAGUAUGUAUUUUUAACACUGAAUUGGCACACAUUCAGGCUUUGUUCACCUCACAAAAAUUAAUUGUCAAAACUAUUAGUUGUCCAGGCCAGAAAUGCUUAUAAAAUAGAUAUACUAAAACCCAGUUAAGUAACAGUUGUUUAAGUAAUCCAAACAUGAAGCUUCUUGAUUGGGGGGGGGGAGGAUUAACUUUUUUUCAGUUUUUACCAUUAUAAUUUUGUUCAACGUCUGAACAUGCAGUACAAAGUGUCAAUUUGUCUAAAGGGUUUGUGCACUUGUAGUCAAAUGCUUAUAUGCUUUUGUAGUAUUAAUGUUUUUAAGUGUAUAUAUAAGUUCAGUAUUAGUCUUCCGUUAUUGUGUUUUACAAGGCUUACUUACAAAUUAUCACAGUUUAUAUGAACUGUGGGUGUAGUUAAACAAAAAAAUCAUAGUUAUCCACAAGUUAUUUUAUCUUUUAUAACAAAGGCUAUUUUAGUGGCCAAAAUGAUUUUUUAAAAAGAAGCUCUGUAUUUUUUAUUGUAUUUUGCAAAUUCAUUCAAAUUGACAAUGAACUCACCGAUGUGCUGAAAUUAAGUAUGGUUAAUGGCACAGUUUUCUUAAAACAUUAAUCUUUACCAAUUAUUUUUUAUAAGUCAGUGGAUUUGUGAAUUGUAAUGCUAUUGAUAUGAACACAACACACACAUUAAAAAGUUGAUGUCAGUGCAUGUGAGCUCCAGAGUGGCAAGCACACAGUUCAAUAUAUGUAUUCCUUUGUAAUAAUCUGAAGUGUGUGGAUUACAUUUUGCCUAUAUUAAAUCAUUUUGUGAAAAAAAAAAA
Polyodon spathula (Mississippi paddlefish) is the source of this 4302-nucleotide messenger RNA. RefSeq names its product PTB domain-containing engulfment adapter protein 1-like. The transcript has 12 exons. The record is from RefSeq and is a predicted model, not a curated record. Bases 766 to 1899 code for a protein of 377 amino acids. NCBI's taxonomy places the organism in Eukaryota, Metazoa, Chordata, Actinopteri, Acipenseriformes, Polyodontidae.